GGGUCACAAGGACGGACCCUUCAAGACCAAAUUACCACUCACGCACGGAAACCACCUCGACUUGCUGUACACAAGAUCUAUACAGGCACCUAUCGUUUCUCGACUGCCAACCCUGGCAUAUACGGAAAAAGCAUUCCAUCUACCUGCCAAAGGAUAAUUAGGUGCUCAAGACGUCAGCAAGCAGUCGAGAUGGCGGCCAAAGCAGGAGCUUCCGGAAUCCACACAUCGAUUAGGUUCCUAAAAAAUGACGAUCUGUAUGAUGCCAUCAAAACAUACAAUCUUGAGUUUCGGAGCGAUGAAAUUCCCAUUUCUAAUGCCGUGCCGGAAAAGAUUGAUAAUUUGCUCGUCAAGAACAUCAGGGGCCAUGAACAAGACUUCACCUUUGACCUGAAUGGAUUUGCGGUGCUAGAUAUGCAAACCAGUUUGGCAUACGACGAGUUCAGGGAUAGCAGCAAGAUUGAACAUGUCUACUGCCAAGAGGUAGCUGCAUGCCUGCUCAAGUAUACCGAAGCGGCGGCAGUUCAGGUUUUUGAUGUCCAGAUCCGACGUCGACAUCCGGACUUCCCCUUCCUAGAAGUUAACUUCGAGGUCAACAACCAGCCUGCACUGCAAGCUCAUAUCGAUGCUUCACCCGAGGCAGUGCGCUUGCUCAUAAGAUCGCUAAACGACCCGGAGAAGGCUAGCCGCCUUGCUGAAGGGAACUUCAUGUACCUCAACGUCUGGAAACCUCUCAAAGGCCCAGUCCGAGAGUGGCCUCUCGCGUUGUGCGAUGCUUCAUCAGUUGACUCAUCGGAUCUCCGCGAGCACGAUACGGUCUUCGAUCCAUCUACCGCGAGAGAGAAUUUGAUGGUCCAUUUCAAUGCAAAUCAGCGAUGGUACUAUCUGAGCGAACAGCUUCCCUCGGAGCUGUGGGUGUUUCGGCAAUGCGAUUCUUCAGGAAAGCCAGGCGUGCCGCAUGCAUCGUUCCAACUACCUACACAAGCCAAUGAUCCCGACGGCCCUCGAGAAAGUAUCGAGGUUCGAGCGCUCUUGUACUUCGACUGAAGUCAAAACAAGAUCCCCCCUCCCCAAAUCGACCUCUCCAUGUGAUACAACCUGCAUGGAUCUGCUGCCUCACCCGCACGAAGCUAACAACCCAGACAGUCAUUUGAAGGGUGUCCGUGCGGUAGAUGGCGAUUUGGCGAUGGCAGGAUCACUUUUCCUUUUAAGAGACGCGAAUGUCAGGACGUUUGGGUAGGGCAUGAGAGUGUAGGGGUAUGCCGAUACUGGAUGAGGCGACGGCCAACCUAGCUAAGGUAGG
Lasiosphaeria miniovina is the source of this 1300-nucleotide messenger RNA. RefSeq lists its product as uncharacterized. Gene Ontology annotation, molecular function: oxidoreductase activity. Lineage: Eukaryota; Fungi; Ascomycota; Sordariomycetes; Sordariales; Lasiosphaeriaceae. The record is from RefSeq and is a predicted model, not a curated record. The transcript is spliced from 5 exons. The coding region runs from base 190 to 1044 and encodes 284 amino acids.